Molecule: messenger RNA, 1317 nt
Organism: Spirodela intermedia
Lineage: Eukaryota; Viridiplantae; Streptophyta; Magnoliopsida; Alismatales; Araceae
Source: the annotation of a GenBank genome assembly
AUGGCGGAGGCGAGGGAGGAGCUCGUGUACCUGGCGAAGCUUGCGGAGAAGGCGGAGAGGUACGGGGAGAUGGUGGAGUUCAUGGAGAAGGUAGUGGCGGCGCUGCCGGAGGCGGAGGAGCUCACAGUGGAGGAGAGGAAUCUGCUCUCCGUGGCCUACAAGAACGUGGUCAGCUCCCGCAGGUCGUCGUGGAGGGUCGUCUGCUCCAUCGAGCAGAAGGAGGUGGAGAGCCACGGCGAGGAGUGGGACCGCCUGAUCGCCAUCCGCGACUACCGCGCGAGGAUCGAGUCCGAGCUCAGCUCCAUUUGCGAGACGAUCUUGCGGAUCCUGGAGAGGCACCUCGUCCCCUCCGCCACUGCCGACGACGCCAAGGUCUUCUUCCUCAAGAUGAAGGGGGACUACCACCGCUACCUCGCCGAAUUCUUGACCGGCGCCCCCCGCAAGGAGGCCGCCGAUAGCACGCUCUCCUGCUACAAGGCUGCUCAGGUCGGUCGAUGGAACCUCCUCUUUCUUUCCUCAUUUUUCCGUCAUAAUCACAUCUGUCUGGCUAGUGCGCCUUCAUCCAGUGUCGCAAAAUUCAAUCUCCAUUUCUUGGAUCUAUCACAUGCGGAUUUGAUUUGUUCUGCGAGCAAAUAAAUCGCUGCGCUGUCGACUACUAGCGAUCUUCUUUUAUCUCUAUGAAUUUGAUCACCGCCAUCUGGCCAUUUUUCCGUCUGCUUCGAUAUUCUCUGAUAUCUGUCUCUACAUGCCAUGUUUCUUGACUGAUUAUCGAAUGCUGACGACUGUACUUGAAACAUUCCCCAGGAUAUCGCUGUGGAAAAGCUGGGGCCCGCGCACCCCGUCAGGCUUGGCGUGGCCCUCAAUUUCUCGGUGUUCUACUUCGAGAUCCUCAAUUCGUACGACAAAGCCUGCACACUUGCCAAGCAGGUGCGCCCUCCGUUCAGAUCUCACCCUCCUUCGAACUAUAAUUAAUUCAUCUCGUCAAUUCGUUCCGAAUGAUCGAUCGAAUCUCGGGCUCCUUUGAUUCUCUUAAUGGAAAUCAUCCUCCUGAUUUUCAGGCAUUCGAUGACGCCAUUGGGGAUCUGGACACAUUGGGCGAGGAAUCAUACAAGGACAGCACUCUUGUAAUGCAGCUCCUCCGCGACAACCUUACGCUCUGGAAUACAGACCUGAGAGUCAGGACCCCUCUUUCUUCUUCCUCUUCUUGUUCUUCUCGAUGUUUUAGUUUCUUCUUUGCAAGCGAUUACUGACUUCUCCCACCUUUUUCGUGGUGCCCAGGAUGAUAUAGCAGAAGAGACACGGCUCCUAAGCCCAUAG